Rhipicephalus microplus (southern cattle tick) is the source of this 4558-nucleotide messenger RNA. RefSeq lists its product as uncharacterized. The record is from RefSeq and is a predicted model, not a curated record. Lineage: Eukaryota; Metazoa; Arthropoda; Arachnida; Ixodida; Ixodidae.
GUUUUCAUAGCACGCAGGGAGCGUCAAGUUCGCGAAUUGCGGCUCGCAUAGCCACCACAAAGUACGUGCUUGCCCUGGCGAAAACAUCGUGAGCUUAUGGUCGUGAGGCCCGCCCCACCUGCAUUCUGUGGCAGCAUCGAAGGGUGGCAGAGAACGAUCGACACGGCUGAACCAUGAGGCGCCGCCGAUGCUUCGCGAUGCUUUUAGCAGCAGCACUCGCGCUCAUCAUCACCAGUGCCAGAGCCUUGCCAACAGCGAUGACAGCAAAGGCUUUUCCGAUCGGAUCUUCAACGGAAGCAGUGUCAUCUUCGGACAACGCAUUCACUUCAGAAGCAGGGCCGAUACCAUACGAUUCUUCUCAUUAUGACGGUUUCCAUUAUGGCGCGCCUGAAAGCACAGAAGUGGAUCAAGAAACAAAACAAACGGACGAAGCCAGUGAUGCAACCGGCACAUCUGCAGCGUUAUUGCACCGACCUUUACUAACAGCAACGAACUAUGAACAGAGUGGCGGUACUCGCUAUGAUUAUGAUACCUGUCGACAAUGGAAACGGUAAAGAUACCAUGACAGACUUCGCGGCGUCUGAAGAAAACAAGACAAAAACAGAGGCGGCAGAGUUACCAAAGGAAAAGUACUUCUGGAAGAUGUUCAAUGACGACCUCGAUACCGUUGAACUGGCUACCAAAGGCCGGGAUAGUGCUAGCGUCACACCCCUUCCUAAACAAACAGCUAUAUUUAGCACGCCAGCACCUUACGUGAGCGUCUUCGGCUCGGUUUCUGAAUCACUUAUCGAGGCCCGAGCCGAUGACACGGAUGACGAAGUUCCGAGCAGGCUACGUGCGGCGGCAAUGUCGUCCAGUAGCUCUAGUGACCCACCUUCAAGCCCUGAAGUCAAACUGGACGUCUACACAACUGGUGACGACUCAAAAGGCCACACCGUUCUGUCAGGCAUGUCGUCAGGGACAGAAACAGGGACCGCUGCUACUUAUCACGACGGUCGUGUCUGAGGAUGUUAUAUUACCGAGCUACGUACUCCACAACAACACCAGCAAAGGAAACUACCGGAACAAAGUGUCACAGCAGGCGAAGGGAUUAUUGUUCAGGAGUCAUGGAAUGGCUACAGAUUGAGGGGGUUACGUCAGAGAAGAGCCGUAUACAUGGCACCCAUCGGAAAGGAAGACAUGACCUCCGGAGACGUGAAGGUUGAUACUGCUAACAGUGACAGUCAGAAGAAACCCGAUGACUCAUACGGAGAGCAUAUGGAUGGACUGACAGCGAGUGCCUCAGCUGAGAAACCUAGGGAUUCACCUGUUAUCGUUUCACCGAGGGACGAGCAGGGAGACAGCUGUUAGCAGCAGGCCGCGGAAAUCCCAUUCCACAAGCGGGUCAGUCAGGGUCUCUCUCUCCCACGCUGGAGGUAUCCGAUGGAGCUGGCGUGCAAGGUGUACCUCCUGACACUGCUCAAGUUGAUCAUCUCAUGGCAAGGGCUGGGGACAAGCCCGAUUCAGAGAAAGCAAGUCAACCGGCACUUUCAAGAGCAGAGCUGCCGAAGACCAGCGGUAGUGAAGCAGGUCGGGGAGCUGAGGCGCCAAAGCCAGUGGAAGUUCCCAGAAUUUCAGAGGUUCCCGCCGAGGGUAACAGCAAGGUGACUCGGCCAGAAUCUCCGAGAGCAGAACAGCCAAAGGCUAGCGCAGGUGGGGGAGGUGAUCCUACAAAUAAGGCAGCAGAAGUGCCCAGAAGUGCUGAAACUCCUGCAGCGGAAAACAGCAAAGUGACUGAGCUAGAAUUGCCGAGAGCUGAACAGCCGAAGGCUGGUGGUGGCGAAUCUGGUCGAGGAGCUGAGCCUCCGAAUAAGCCAGCGGAAGCACCCAGAAUUUCAGACGAUCCCGCAGCGGGAAACAGCAAAGCGAGUCAGCCAGAAUCUCCAAGAGCAGAACAACCAAAGGCUAGUGUUGGAGGGGGAGGUGAUCCUCAAAAUAAGGCAGCAGAAGUGCCCAGAAGCGUAGAAGCGCCUGCAGCGGGAAACGGCAAAGCGAGUCAGCCAGAAUCACCAAGAGCAGAACAGCCAAAAGCUAGUGGUAGCUGGGGAGGUGAUCCUAAAAAUAAGGCAGCAGAAUUGCCCAGAAGUGCAGCAGAAAACAGCAAAGUGAGUCAGCCAGAAUCUCCAAGAGCAGAACAGCCGAAGGCUACUGGUGGUGAAGCCGGUCGGGAAGAUGAGCCGGUGGAGGCACCCAGAAGCUCAGACGUUCCAGCGGGCGGAAACAACAAAGCUAGUCAGCUGGAGCCUCCAAGAGCAGAACAGAAUAAAGCGCAUGCGCCAGGUAAAGAAAAUGGCAGCCCAGAAGCACCCAGAUCGGAGCAGCAGAAUCCACCUGCCAUCGUGAUGCCAGUGACCAACAAAGAUAGCGAAGGCAGGUCGGAAAGCCAACCUGAAAUUCCGAGAAGUGAUGUUCCGAAAAUUCCUGGUCCACCAAGUGCUGGUAAGGAUGGUGGAGAGGCGAAAGGAGGCAAAGCCCCAGAAACUGUAGUGAUUGUUGAAGACAAGAAAGAAGGCAAAGAGGAGGUCAAGAAGCCUGCACCAACAAAAAUGGUGGAGACUACAGAAUCCGAAACACACAUUUCGAUUGAUGACAAGCCAGAGAAAAAGCCAACUGAUGUGGUUAUUCCAGAGGGCAAACCGCACGACGCUAAAAAGGACAAAGGCGAAGAAACAGUGCUAGUGGUUAAAAACGUAACUGUAGAGGUGGUACCUGAAGGAGAUGUUCCGGACUCCAAACCAGGCCAAGUUGUUCCAGCGGCGCCACCAAAGGAGGCCGUAGUCUACCCCCCCGCUCAGACAACGAAUCACCCGAACCCUCCACAUCAACCACCUUCAGCUUAUCAACCUUACCAGCCUUAUCAAGCACCCCCCUAUCAUCAACCGAGUGAAACGGUCUUUUACGUACCUCAGCCAGUUUAUCAGCCAGCCGCUCACACGAGCUAUAUGCCAGGGCCUCCGUCACCUUACCAGCCAAUCCAGCACAUGGGUCCCACGUACCAGUAUCAGCAGCCCUAUGUCAGUUACCAGCAAACACCUUAUGAUCUUUUAUACCAACCCUCAUACGCUCCCGUCAGUGUGCCUGCUUAUCCGCAAGUCCAGCAUACCGCAUACUAUCCAGCACACCCGCCAAGAUAUAGGCCACCGCAGCGCGUAAUCUACGUUUCACAAUACCAAGUCCCACGUGUUUAUCCAUCAUCCCCCACGUACUCUCGUCCGUACGGGACCCAACACAAUUAUGCACAGGUGUCAGCUUAUCAGCCGCCGUAUCCCGCUGCGUCGAACGUUCCUUACGCCGCACACACUUACCGAAACAAGGGACCUUAUUAUCUACCUAUGAAGCGACCACACGACGCACAUCAAGUGAUGGUGCUAAAGCCGGGACACGAACAUCCUGCGCUCGAACGGCCGGGACACGAAGCCACAGCUCACGGAGGCCACAAGCGCCACGUGGACGAGCAGGCUCACACUUCCCAACUGCACUUCCCGCCAGUGGUUCCCCACCCACAGAAUGCUGCCGUACCCAACCACGCUCCCCCACCGAAGAAAUAUCCUGCAGUCCAUCAUAUGCCACUCAGCCAUUUCCAGGAUCAUGCAGUGCGCAAGCCAGGAGCCAAGCUCACCUUCAAUGCCGGUCACGUGCCAAAGAUGAUUCCGAAGCGACAAGGCUACGGCGAAGCACAUAUUCCGGAAGCCUACUGGAGAUCGACCACUGAUGAAGUAAAUCCUGCAGCAGAGUAUACGGAACAAUUUGAAGUCUCUGAAGACGGUGAGUUGGGAGUGAAGCAACCUCUCUACACGGGGUAUGAGACCACUUAACAGAUACGAUGAUAGCACACCAUUCCCUGUCAAUUCAGGGUCAAAUUUCCCCCCAAAGGCUUGCAACGCUUAUGUAACAGAUUGACAAUAUUUAGACCAUCCUGUUCAAAUGACCAUAUGGCUACCUGGCAGUUCACAGAGGUCCGGCUACCGAGAAUCAUUAGCGGGUGAGCAGCGACUCACGACGAUGGAUGUAAACGCUAGAAGCUGUGACUUGCCUGUCGUCCCUGAUGCUGUCUGAUUCAUCGUGUCGCUACAACCAUGUCACAUGAGGGCCAGCAUUUGCAGAUGUCAUGCUUCUUCAUAAGGAAUACUCCAGGAGCUUUGCAACUACGGUCAAGCUACUAAAAAAGCUAGCAGUGAGCGACUGGCUCCUAAAAGACCCAAUUGGGCGUUCGAACUCAGCCACUCAUCGAUGUGAAGAAGCACUUCGAUAUAUGUCCUUCUAAAGGUCUCCAAGGAAUGCCUGCAACAUUUUCAUGUAUAUGAAAUGUGAUGGGAAGAAAACCCACUUUGUGCUUAAUACGGUGGUCACAGCGUGAGACGCUCGGACACCAUUUUUGCAACAGCGUUGUUAUAACUUUUUAGUGUGUAUUGAAAUAAAAUCGUUUCUUUGUAAUGAAUUAAGUGUCAGAGGUCGCAAUGCAUCAAGAGAUUGCGACAUGUAUAUUUCUUUGUAAUAAAUGCUUGUUUUACUUUACGAA